AGGCUGCGGACACAGGCGGAUGAGGUUAAAGAAGCACGUGACCAACGUGUUUACGUUUGAUUUGAAUCUCUCUGAAAUUUGAAGACGCUCGCCAUUAGUAAACGCACGCCAAGAGCCGUGAGGAUAUGUGUCGUCGGAACAGCACGUGCAAGCGCAACCAACGGACAUCGUGACAGCAUCUCCAAGCCAUCUCCGCAAGUUCGGCGUGGAACACACUGUGAAGCAUGCUGGCUACGCUAGUGAGACUCACUGGGCUUGUAGCCUGCUGUGUAGGAAUUUCCAGUGCCAAUUACAAACUCCAAAACUUUAAGCCUCUCGCUGAAGGUGAACUGUAUUACGAGACCGUACCGAGCGGGGAGCUCAAAGUUUACUGCUAUCAUGGUGAACCACUAUCCUAUUUUUCGUUAGUCAGAACGCUGCACGUCGAAUUUAAAGUUAUACCGGAAAAAUACACCUUAUUUGAAGGCGAAAGCUCUGCUAAAGUGCACGAACAACACGAAGCUCUGCUGGCUAGCUGGCUGCCCUUGCUGCCUUGGAAACAGUCGACCAUCUCAUUCCCAACGUUUCGACCACAUUGCAUCGGCCUCGUGUCUGAAGACGCCUAUAGAUUUGAGUUCGUCAUCCGUAGAGUGAACUACUGGAAGUUGCUGCAACUGGUGUCUGCUAUUCUACUUUUCUAUGCUGUGCCAUCCUUGUGCCGCAAUACAGCAGUCUUCUACUCUUGCGGCAUCAGUGUUGGAGUCCUAGCGUCCCUUCUGAUAAUCGUCUUUAUCGCCAGCAGAUUUUUUCCGAGAAAGCUCGGAGCCUACGCCGUCAUUGGAUUCGGUUGGUCACUGUCCCUGUACUUCUUUCAAAUUCUCUGGGCGAAUAUAUAUGACGUGCUGUCUGGCUACAGAUCAGCCCUGACUGCCUACUUGGCCAUGUCCGCUUUGAUCAGCUUUGCCGUCUGCUACAGGCUGGGUCCGCCAAGUAACCCACGCACGCUUGACUUGCUGCAGUGGUCCCUUCAGCUCGUGGCCCUGAUUGCCAUGUUUCUCUCCUCAGAAAUACGCGAGGCAACGAUGAGCAUCGUCGUGAUAAUUCUCACGACUUAUAAUUUCCCAAGGAAGUGGAUGGCACGGCUGCGCACAUGGUGGAGGAAACGCCGUCCACCGAAAGUGGUGAUGCUGACCGAAGAGGAGUAUAUCAGGCAGGCAAACGAGGAGACUCAGAAAGCGUUGAUGACGUUGAGGAAGUACUGCAGCAGUCCACACUGUGAUGCAUGGAGGGUCAUGGCUAAGUUGAGGGACCCCGUGCGGUUCGCGAAGUUCGUCCACGGCGAGUCGCACCUGGCGGAUGCAGAGAUCUUGGACUAUGAGGUCGACCACGCGCUUGCCUCGACAGAUGUUGAUGACACGGAUGACUCUGACGGAGAGGAGCGUUUAGGAAACGCGAGUUACACCGAACUACAGCGUUAGUGGAAUAGUUCAAUGCCCGUUUUGCGUUAUGAAUAUUGACAUUUUACACUUUUAACAAUUUUUAAAGUGACAA
Messenger RNA from Ornithodoros turicata, 1530 nucleotides. It is a transcript of the gene Nemp, whose product is annotated as nuclear envelope integral membrane protein-like. Bases 225 to 1457 code for a protein of 410 amino acids. The record is from RefSeq and is a predicted model, not a curated record. The transcript has a single exon. Gene Ontology annotation, cellular component: nuclear envelope. Lineage: Eukaryota; Metazoa; Arthropoda; Arachnida; Ixodida; Argasidae.